Molecule: messenger RNA, 1860 nt
Organism: Peromyscus leucopus (white-footed mouse)
Lineage: Eukaryota; Metazoa; Chordata; Mammalia; Rodentia; Cricetidae
Product: endogenous retrovirus group K member 19 Env polyprotein-like
Exons: 3
Coding region: 944-1579 (211 amino acids)
Source: RefSeq, a predicted model, not a curated record
UUGGGGAAAUGCUACGCCCACAGCUGUGACACCUGUGUAGCUGUAGCAAAGCUUGAAAGCUUGCCGCUGUACUAGAGUCUGGCAGCUAAAGGGCUGAGGUUGAAGCUUCCUGGAGCGAGACCUCAGGCAGUUUCCCCACGUCCAGCGGUCGUCAUGCGGCCUGAGGAUCUCAGGGCGACAGUCCUUGUUUGCGCUAAUCAUGCUUUUUCUCUGUAUGUCUUUUCUGUGUUGGGGGGAGUGAAUCAUGAAGGAAAGAAACAACUUUGGAGUGAUUUGCCUUUCAUGGAAAGGCUAGCCAGGACUAGAAAGCCUUGGUGCCUUUAUAGUAGGAAGAAAGUCAACAGAUCAUAGAAAAUAUGAAGCCAGACCUAAGGUAUUGAUAUAGAAAGGUAUAUGACAAUUAGAAAGAUAGAUGAGUGUAUAAAUGAAAUUAUACAAAAAGUAUAUAGAGGGUGAGUUAAGCCUUGGCUGGUAAAAGUCUGGAUCUCACAGAUGUGGUCUUUGGCGCGAGACAGAUUUCACAAAAUUCUGAGAUCAUGCCCUUAAGCAACAACCCCCAUGAACUCCAAGCUGCGGAAGUGAUACACAGAAAUAGAUAUUAAAGUGCUUUGCUAUUGUCUACACAGAAAUAGAUAUUGAUAUAUUUUUGCUAUUGUCUUUUGCUGAUUCUAUGGAAUUGUAAAAGUUUGCUGAUUCUGAGUAAUUGUAAAAAUUAACAGUCUGAUGUAAUCCCCUGCCAAGUUCCUUGAUUGUAAAAGAAUAUAAGCACUGGUUUUACAGAAGUAAAUCUGCAGCAGCACAUCAAUCCAUCGUGUGUCUGUCUGUCAUUUCCUCGCCGAUUCCUGACUUCUCCUCGAGCCUUCUCCCUGGUUCUCCCGCAGUGGUGGUCUCCCUCUGGGUGGUCUGCGGCAGGUGGCGCCCGAACAGGGACCUGAAGGACAGGAUGCCGAUUCCCCUAUCUGGAUCCCGGAUCACCUUAUCCGACCUGCAAAGGGAGAAAAGAAGGCGCAAGCGCCGCUGGAGGAAGCAACACAAGAAGCUGCUGACGAAAAUGAAGAAGAUGAAACUCGGCGGCGAGAAAAUGAAAGUGACUUGGUCGCAGAUUCAGCUUCUGACUCAGAACGCGAAGAAGCUGCUGAUUGAGCAAGGAAAACCCCUCACCGCUUCAUUUUAUUUCAUUGCCCUUUUGUCUUUGCUCUCUGCUCCAUUACCAGUAGCUCAGGGAGUUUCCUUUUGGGCGUAUGUUCCUAAUCCCCCAAUCAUUCAGCCAGUGGGAUGGUUAGAUCGGGAACCCAUCAAAGUGUUGACAAAUGAUUCAGUCAGGUUGGGUGGAGCUCAAGAUUCUGAGGCUCGAAGCAGCUCCUCCUCUCUUGUAAAUUUUGAAGGCAGAGCAGAUUCACUACCAAUCUGCCUGACACUGCAAGGGAAAGUGCCUUACGGCUGCUUUCCCACAUCUUAUAGAACCUUCCUGACUGACAGCCCAGACAAAGCGAGUGCUGUGCAACAGGACGUGUUCGAGCUUCAUUUUAAAAACAGAAAAGGGGGAAGUGCUACGCCCACAGCUGAGACACCUGUGUAACUGUAGCAAAGCAUGCCGCUGUGCUGGAGUCCGGCAGCUGAAGGGCUGAGGUUGAAGCUUCCUGGAGCGGGACCUCAGGCAGUUUCCCCACAAUCAACGGUCAUCAUGCAGCCUGAGGAUCUCAGGGAGACAGUCCUUGUUUGCAUUAAUCAUGCUUUUUCUCUGUAUGUCUUUUCUGUGUCGGGGGGAGUGAAUCAUGAAGGAAAGAAACAACUUUGGAGUGAUUUGCCUUUUAUGGAAAGGCUAGCCAGGACUAGAAAGCCUUGGUGCCUUUAUAGUAA